This is a messenger RNA of Drechmeria coniospora, 678 nucleotides long. RefSeq lists its product as uncharacterized. Gene Ontology annotation, cellular component: cytoplasm. The transcript has 2 exons. The record is from RefSeq and is a predicted model, not a curated record. Gene Ontology annotation, biological process: N-acetylglucosamine metabolic process. Bases 1 to 678 code for a protein of 225 amino acids. Lineage: Eukaryota; Fungi; Ascomycota; Sordariomycetes; Hypocreales; Ophiocordycipitaceae.
AUGGACCUGGGCCCGCCAGACCACGUCCCGUACUGGCAGUAUAACGUCUCCGAAGGGGACAAGACGACAGACUGCCCGCCCUUUCUCCUCAACCUCAGCGACAAGGACCGGCGCAUCAUCGGUACGCCCGACUCGGCCUACGCUCCGAGCUCGUGGUCCGAGGUCUGCGCCCUCGUCUCGUCCAACCGUCUCGAUUUGUUCCAGCGCGCGCCGUCGCAGCUGCGGCGGUACAAGGCGUACACCUACCGCCUUGGCCGCGAGCAUGGCUCCGUCCAAGACUUCAUCCUCCGCGAGCGUCUCGGCUGGACCCAACCGGUCCGACCACGGGGCAGGCCGUUCCAGUUCCCCGACGACAUUCGAAUCAUCUACAACGACUGGCCCUACGGCCUGGACCCAAACAUCGUUCACCUCGUCGUCUGGACCAAGUUUGCGCUCGAGUCCGAUGGCGAGAAUGGCGAGCUUACGGAUGCGGCGCGCGUCAUAAUCGAGGCCUUUGUCACGACGACGUUUCGGCAACGCGUGCCCCCGAACCAGGUGGUAUGGUUCAAAAAUUGGUCAGCCCUCAGGUCCAUCGACUUGGUCGAGCACUUUCACGUCAUGAUGUUCGGCCCCGAUCCCGACUUUGUUCGCCAAGUCACAAAUGGAGAUGUUCCGCAAUAUAUGGGAGCCGACGUUUGA